Messenger RNA from Hibiscus syriacus, 1822 nucleotides. Its product is annotated as cytochrome P450 CYP749A22-like. The record is from RefSeq and is a predicted model, not a curated record. Bases 94 to 1671 code for a protein of 525 amino acids. Gene Ontology annotation, molecular function: iron ion binding; oxidoreductase activity, acting on paired donors, with incorporation or reduction of molecular oxygen; monooxygenase activity. The transcript is spliced from 5 exons. Lineage: Eukaryota; Viridiplantae; Streptophyta; Magnoliopsida; Malvales; Malvaceae.
AUUUCAUAUGAUGCCAAAACAAGCCGACAUCUUUUCUCAUCUUCAAGAUAAAGACCAAAAAUCUGAUAUCUCCAAGAUCACCCCUGCAAAAUCAUGAAUCCCAUGGCAAAGGCAUCAGUCCUCGUUGCAGCAGGCUCUAUCUGCCUGUCACUGAUCAUAGCCCUGACCAAAAUCCUGCACAAAUACUGGUGGACGCCGCUCCGUAUACAGCGCUUGAUGAGCUCACAAGGGAUCACCGGACCGCCUUACAAGUUCAUCCAUGGCAACAACAAAGAGAACAUCAGAUUGAGACAAGAAGCCCUGAGAAACCCCAUGCCUGCUUUCUCACAUGACAUAUUUCCCAGAGUCCAACCUCAUAUUCAUUCGAGGAUCAGCUCAUAUGGGAAGAAUCAUCUAGGUUGGAUAGGUGUUAGACCUCUGUUGUUUAUUACAGAACCUGAACUUGCCAAAGAGUUACUGAAAAGUACUGAAGGUGUUUUCCCGAAGAGGACUAGUAGAAAAAGGAAGGAGGAAGAUGAUUUCGCCAUUAAGAUAGUUGGAGAUGGCCUUGUGACAUCGGAAGGUGAAAAAUGGGCAAAGCAUAGGAAAUUGGCUAACCAGGCUUUUCAUGGGGAGACCCUGAAAGGUAUGAGUCCGGCGGUGAUUGCCAGCGUGGAGACGAUGCUGGAAAGGUGGAAACAGUUCCAAGGCAAAGAAAUCGAAUUGUUCGAACAGUUCAGGUUGCUCACUUCAGAAGUGAUCUCCAGAACAGCUUUCGGUAGCAGUUAUUUGGAUGGGGAAAAGAUUUUCGACAUGUUGACAAAGCUGUCUGUCAUAACAAACAGAAACUUCUUCAGGUCUAGAUUUCCUGUCAUCAGCAAGUUCUGGAAAACUGCUGAUGAGAUUGAAGCAGACAAGAUCGUAAAAGAAAUACACAAAUGUGUGAUGGAGAUAGUGAAGAAAAGAGAACAAAAAUUGGCUAAUGAUGGGGACAAUAACUUCGGCACUGAUUUUCUGGGAUUGCUGUUAAAUGCUUUCCAUGAUACAGACAAGAACAACAAGCUUUCGGAACAAGAUUUGGUCGAUGAAUGCAAGACAUUCUACUUUGCUGGACAAGAAACAACGAAUUCUUCACUCGCAUGGACCGUCUUCCUUCUUGCAACACAUCCGGAUUGGCAGGACAAAGCAAGACAAGAGGUGAUCGAGGUCUUCCGUGAACGAAAUCCGAACCCGGAAGGCAUCGGCAAACUAAAGAUUAUGACCAUGAUCAUUAAUGAAACACUAAGAUUAUACCCUCCUGUGACUAGCGUGGCGAGGCAAGUUGAAGCUGAAGCCAAAUUAGGCAACCUGAUCCUGCCACCUGAUUUGGUUCUGUUUGUCUCAAAUCUUGCACUUCACCAUGACCCAGACUUGUGGGGUGAUGACGUGAAUGUCUUCAAACCCGAGAGAUUCGCCGGAGGGAUCGCCAAUGCCACGAAACGUAAUUCCGGUGCGUUUCUUCCGUUUGGGUUGGGACCUCGAUCUUGCGUGGGGAUGAGCUUCGCCAUGACGGAGAUGAAGACGGCACUUUCGAUGAUACUACGACGCUACGCGGUCUCGCUUUCUCCAUCCUACAGCCACUCGCCAUUUACUCAGCUCCUGCUUCAACCACAACAUGGGAUUCAGGUAACGCUUCAUGGCCUAGACGUGUAAACCAAUAAGAUUACGAGAAUGUAACAUAUUAUCACCGUUUUUCAUCAUUAAUGCAAGCUUACUACAGUUCCUAGUAAUGGAGUUUGUCGAUUUGGUAUUGAAUUUUACUAUUUAUUAACAUUAUAUCGAGUUGAAUUGGGCUUUGGUUAAA